AUGGAGCGCGAGGUCCAUGUCAGCCUGGACCCGGACAAUCCCACAGGGUUUGCGGGCCUGCCCGGCGCAUGGGAGACGAUUCUUAUGUACUCGGGCAUCAUGCGCGAUGAGGCUAUGGCAAAUCCGGAGGCUGUCAUUGAUGUGCUUAACUUUUCGAAAAAGGCCGAGGGGAAGCGGGCGAGUGUUGAUCGCGCUCUGCCCCCGAUUUAUCUGGAGAGGAUGAAUACGCCGAGCAUGACCUCGUUUGAUGAGAGGAGUGAUGGCUUCUUGAGCGAUGAACUUACGAGUCAAUCGUCGGGCAACUCGGGGAUUGUUCAGCUCGGGAGGAUGAGCUUUGGUGGGGAGGAGGUGAUGAAGGUGAGGAGGAGGAGUAGUCAGUAUAAUCUGCGCUCGCAUCUCGGGCCACUGCCGCCGAUUCCGAGCUCGGCAAUUAGCCACGUGAGGAGGUCGGAGCCGGUGAAGAUAAAGGAGAUAGUGGGGCCGGGAGAGCCGUCGACGGAUGUGAUGGAGAACUUGAUCGGGUCGGAGCGCAAGGUUGACUUACCGGACGGCAUUCCCGAUGACUUGGUCGCCGAUUUCAGAGAGGAUGAUCCUUUCAUGCUGUUCACGCGCAUGGAGCAGAUCGGCCAAGGCUCGUGUGGCAACGUUUACCGCGCUGUGGACAAAAACGGCAGGUUUGUGGCACUCAAAAAGGUCAAGCCGGAGAGCUCGCGCGACUGGAAGCUGUACAAGUUCGAAGUGCAAGUGAUGCAGGACCAGUACAAGUCGGACAACCUAGUGGAUUGCUACGAUGCAUUCAGAAGCGGCAACGAGCUGUGGAUUGUGAUGGAGUACGUUUCCGCCGGGACGUUAGCGGAUUUGCUAUCGGAGCAACGAGGCGCCGAGUUUCAACGGUCGCAGCAAGCACAAGCCGAGGGGGCUGGCGAGGUCGCUGGCGGGCGCAAGAUGGAAGAGAACGUGAUCGCAUACAUCUGCCGCGAGGUGCUGCGCGGGCUGGAAAGCUUGCACUCGAUCCGACGCGUGCAUCGCGACAUCAAGGGGGACAACAUUCUCCUAGACAUGGACGGGUCGGUGAAGAUUGCGGACUUUGGGUUCUGCGCCGAGCUCUCCCGCGGGUCCGGAAAGCGCAACACAGUAGUGGGGACGCCCUACUGGAUGGCGCCCGAGGUGAUCCGCGGGGCCAACUACGAUUGCAAGGUGGACUUAUGGUCGACGGGGAUCCUGGCGCUCGAGUGCGCGGAGGGCAAGCCGCCGCACUUGGACGCAUCGCCGAUCCGGGCAAUGUUCCUGAUCGCGACGCAAGGCGCGCCGGAGCUUAGCGAGGCGGCGAAAUGGUCGGAGACGAUGCGUGAGUUUAUUGGGCUGUGUUGUAAGGUCAAGCCGGAGGAGAGACGGUCGGCUGAGGAGAUGUUGCAGCAUGAGUUUAUUGAGGGAGCUUGCUCGCAAGCAGACGCGGCCGGGUUUUUCGCAGAGGCUUGCGACCUGAGAUUUAGGAAGAGGAGGGAGAGGCGGACGAGGGGGUUUAGCAAUUAUCAGUUCCAGACGGAGAGGUAG
Messenger RNA from Chondrus crispus (carragheen), 1554 nucleotides. RefSeq names its product Serine/threonine-protein kinase. NCBI's taxonomy places the organism in Eukaryota, Rhodophyta, Florideophyceae, Gigartinales, Gigartinaceae. Gene Ontology annotation, cellular component: cytoplasm. The record is from RefSeq and is a predicted model, not a curated record. The transcript has a single exon. Bases 1 to 1554 code for a protein of 517 amino acids. Gene Ontology annotation, molecular function: ATP binding; protein serine/threonine kinase activity. Gene Ontology annotation, biological process: intracellular signal transduction; protein phosphorylation; regulation of MAPK cascade.